GGCCAGAGUAUAUAAAUGCUUGCGCAGUCCAGUUGUUCUACUAUAUCAGAUUGUUUUCUACUUAGGAUUUGCAAGUGCAGAGAAAAAAUAUUUCUGAUCCGCCAUGAGGCCAGUUCUGGAAGCCUUGUUUCUGUGUUGCAUCCUCACAUUUGGAAUCAGCUAUCCCAUGUAAGGUUUAAUUUUGUUAUCCAGAGAAAUGGACAUGGCAGAGACACUGGACAUCUUGCACACUUUGAGUUCUACAAUGGUUCUGAACCAACAGGUGCCCCAAAUCGGUGUGAAGAUGAGGAGGGCUUUGAUGCAGUGACAAUGGAUCAAAAUGGAGUCAUGAACUUUUUUAAAGAAAACUUCUUGUGGAAGGGUGGGUCCAGCGCUGCAGUUUUUGUAAAUGAGAGCUAUCCAGAAGUUGGAGGACAGAUAGAUGAUGCAUUCCGAAUUAAAAAGAAAAAGGCAGAAGAGCAUGAUAGGAUAUUUUUAUUGAAGGAAAACAAGGUAUGGAUUUACACUAAUGGCCAGCUGGAGGCAGAUUGUCCUAAGCUGAUUGCGGAUGUAUUCCCUGGAGUUCCAGAUGAUUUGGAUGCAGCUGUUGAGUGUCAUAAAGAGACAUGCCAGGCAGAAUCUGUGAUCUUUUUCAAAGGUUCUUUGACAGAUAAUGAUAUAUUCGUUUAUGAUUCGAGUACAAACAAAGUCAAGCAAAAGAGCUGGCCUAAAAAUUCUCCUAUUCAGUUCUGUACUGCUGCUCUGAACUGGAUGGAAAGGCAUUACUGCUUCCAGGGAAUAGACUUCUACAGAUUUGAUCCAGUAACAGAAGAAGUAGCACCUGGUACUUACCCAAAAGAUGCACGAGAUUACUUCAUCCAGUGCAAAGGCCGACACCAUGGCUAUGAGGCUGCAAAGAAUGCUACUCUCUGGUCUAUAAAGAAUCGGUGCAACAGCAGGCCAUAUGAUGACUUCACCUCAGAUGACAAUGGGCGUGUCUAUGCUUUCAGAACUGGCUGGUACUUCCGUUUAGAUAUCCAUAGAGAUGGCUGGCAUGCCUGGCCUCUGAGUCAUACAUGGAAAGGGCUACAUGGAGUAAUCACAACAGCCUUCAACUGGGAAAAUAAAAUGUAUUUCAUAAAGGAUUCCCUUGUGUACAUCUACAGAUCAGGACAGGGCUACAGACUUAUAGAAGGAUAUCCUAAGCCUCUUCAGGAGGAGUUAGGCAUUACUAGUGAAGGCUUAGAUGCUGUUUUCACUUGUCCACAUUCAUCACAACUUUAUAUCAUUAGAGGUAACAAGAUGAGGAGUUUAGAUCUCCAACUGGAGCAGAAGACACUGAGUGAAGAAACGUCCAUUCCUCAUGCUCACAUUGAUGGUGCUAUGUGUACCGCAAAGGGAGUAUUUUUGUUUGAGGCUGGAAACUACUACCACUACCAAGAUACCAAUGUCCUGUCCACUGCAUCUGAAGCAUCAACACCACAUAGCAUUGCUAAGGACUUCAUGGCAUGCAACAACUGAGAUAGAUUUAUAGUUGAAAACCAAUCUUUGGUGGAACUGCCAUGAUCAGAAGUUCCAGAACAUGAAUUAUUCUCUUAGAUUUGCAGUACAAUGUAAUCUUUAAUCUGAAACUAUGCAUUUUUCCAUACAUGUAAUGUUCACUCAUUUGUUGCAGUGUUUCAAUGUAAAUGGUGUAGCCCCAUUUUCUGCCUGCUGACUUCAUUUUACAGAAGUGGUUAGAGUUUGGAGACUUUGACAGUCCAAAACAAUGAAAGACAAAUAAUACUUUAACUUAAACAUAAGCUAUAUACCGAGUGCUGAAUUUAUCAUCUGUUAUCUCAAACCGUCACUGAGACACUGUGCAAGUCUUAUGUUAUAUGUUCACCAGAGACCUAAUCUGUCAUUAAAAAAGUUUAUAUAAUAAAGCUGUUAACUAAA
Messenger RNA from Protopterus annectens (West African lungfish), 1917 nucleotides. Its product is annotated as hemopexin-like. The record is from RefSeq and is a predicted model, not a curated record. The transcript is spliced from 10 exons. The coding region runs from base 16 to 1500 and encodes 494 amino acids. Lineage: Eukaryota; Metazoa; Chordata; Ceratodontiformes; Protopteridae.